ACUUCCACCGGGGGAGUGGGGGGAAUUCGCCAUUCCCGCUCUGACAGGCGGGGCCUGUAGGAAGCGGAAGUGGGGCUGGAACGGAAGUGGAACGGCAUAGAAUCCGCAGCAGGAGAGGUGACAGAGAGGAAGUUGUGCUCGCCCUGAUCUCUAUCGAACCGUUAUCACCGGACCGCAGCUCUCAGAACUCAUCAUGGACAAGUCUGAACUGGUACAGAAGGCCAAACUAGCUGAACAGGCUGAGCGCUAUGAUGAUAUGGCUGCAGCCAUGAAAGCUGUGACCGAACAGGGAGGCGAGCUCUCUAAUGAAGAGAGGAACCUGCUUUCUGUUGCCUACAAAAAUGUUGUAGGUGCUCGCCGUUCCUCCUGGCGUGUGAUCUCCAGCAUUGAGCAAAAGACUGAGGGCAAUGAGAAGAAGCAACAGAUGGCACGAGAAUACCGUGAAAAGAUUGAGGCAGAGCUAACAGAAAUCUGCACAGAUGUCUUGGAACUUCUGGACAAGCAUCUGAUUGCCAGUGCCACACCACCGGAAAGCAAAGUUUUCUACUUGAAAAUGAAAGGGGAUUAUUAUCGGUACCUUUCUGAAGUAGCAUGUGGAGAUCACAAACAAGGUACUGUAGCAAGCUCUCAACAGUCUUAUCAGGAAGCUUUUGAAAUUAGUAAAAGCGAGAUGCAGCCUACACAUCCAAUUCGACUUGGUCUGGCUUUAAAUUUCUCAGUGUUUUAUUAUGAAAUUCUUAACUCUCCGGAAAAGGCCUGCAGUCUAGCAAAAUCAGCAUUUGAUGAGGCGAUAGCUGAACUGGACACAUUGAAUGAGGAGUCAUACAAAGACAGCACUCUUAUCAUGCAGCUACUAAGGGACAAUCUUACACUAUGGACCUCAGAACAUCAGAGUGAGGAGGCCGAUAACGUAGAGGGAGACAACUAACUGCCACGCAUCAAUUUUUAUUUUUUAGUUUUUUGGGUUUUUUUUUCACCGUCACUCUGUAUUGUAUAUCCCUUUUUGUGCAACCAGUAAAGAGAAUAGUACAUCGACUUUCACAACCUCCGUGUAGCAGAACAAUUUGUGGAUUAAGGAAAAUUGCAGGUGUCUUACAGGAGAAAUGCAUGCCAACUUUUAUGUAUAUAUGAUAUUUUACAUUUAUAUCAUAUAUGAUUUAAAAAAUGUAAUUGUCUUCAUUUUUAACUGAACACUGUGAUGACGGGGUUUUGUUACUAAAAAUCUAGAUUUUUUUUUUUUUUUUUCCAUUUAUUCAAUAUUUACAGCCUAUUUUAGGACAAAGUCGAAGUACAAUUCUGCACCUGUUUUACAGGAUGUUAGUGACCAUACUGUAACCUUUGGAAUGGAUUGGGUUCAUACCAUGGUGUUUUGGGGUUUUCCUGUAACGAUUAUAUAUUUUGAUUGAUCUAAAUGCUACAUAUUGAACCUAAUUUGUAAGCCUGAAUAUAAUCGAGUCUUGUUUUUUGAAUAUUUAGUCAUGUUGAGUUUUUGAAUUGGUGUUAUGCUCACUUUUGCCACUAUAUAUGUAAAAGGAAAAAAUUAGUUUUUAUUAUACACAUCAGGGGCUCAAAACAAAAACAUACUGUAAAAUACAAUUAUAUUGGUUAUCGUUGCUAAUAUAAUAAUGACUGUCAGAUUCUAAAGGAAAUAAUGUAUGUUUAUGGUCUUCCCAUCAUUAUAAUACUAGUCAUUAGUUCUAUCUUUUUGGCCACAGUAUUUUAACUGUUUACAUUUUUUUGUUUUAAUUAAAGCAAUCACAUAUUGUUCUGCUUGCCCAUCCUGGUGAAUUUUCCAAAUUUUCAGUCUGUUAAACUCAUUACCUACGCAUGGCCUAGUUUGGGUUAGAUCCUUAAUCAAAAAGUUCUGUGUAUUUAUACACCGUUUGUCACUUUGCUUUCUACUAAUCUGAUGAAGAUCUUGAUAAAGAAAAUAAGUUAUUCAUGAAAAAUAUUCUAGAUAUACUUUUUUUUUUUUUUUUUUUUUUUUCCCCCAGUAACAAAUUACAUUGUUUAAUUGUAUUAAUGCGCAGAGUACUGUAUUUAGUUAGUCACUGUUUAGGGUGUCACAGCAUUAUUCUGACUUUUACAUUCCUCUUGGCUGUAUCUUUUCUCAAUGUCGGUCUGUCUGCUUAAAGGCAACAUUCAUGCACUGAUCUUUAAAUCUCUGAACAAAACAUACAGUUAAUACUUGCGCUUUAUAAAUGCAGUAGUGAAUGUGGAACUGAGCCUGUCUGUAUAUCUGGUAGCUCUUUAUUUUUUUAUUAUUAUUAUUAUUGCUUUGUUUUUACUGACCAGUAUUCUGCCUAAGAUUUGCUUCUGUGUUGGUUUGAUUACCUAGCACACACGUGGUUGUGAAAAUGUAGUCUAGCGGAAAAAAAACGAAAAAAAAAAAAACUGGUUAUUGAUGUACUCAAAUUUGUGUAUGUAUUUUCAGCAGUUCUUGUUUCACCCUACACAGAAUAAUCAGGAACAUGUAACCAUUCAAGAGCAAAAAUAAAUAAUCCAUGUUAUCA
Molecule: messenger RNA, 2513 nt
Organism: Pseudophryne corroboree (corroboree frog)
Lineage: Eukaryota; Metazoa; Chordata; Amphibia; Anura; Myobatrachidae
Gene: YWHAB
Product: tyrosine 3-monooxygenase/tryptophan 5-monooxygenase activation protein beta
Exons: 6
Coding region: 194-928 (244 amino acids)
Biological process (GO): intracellular protein localization; signal transduction
Cellular component (GO): cytoplasm
Source: RefSeq, a predicted model, not a curated record